UAUCGUCACCACUCACUAAUCCCUACCGGCCUACCCAUAGAUACACAAUUUUGCUUCUUCCUUUUCUUGAUUCUCCCUCUCUCCUUUCUCGUUCUCUCGCUCCACACAAACCAAUACCAUUCAUUCAUUGUUCUCCAACCUUCCUUCCUGUAUUCCAAUGGAAGAAGAACAUCAACAAUAAUAGCAAACUGAAAAUGAAAACCAAAACCAAAACCAAGAAGAAGAAGAUGAUGAUGAUGACACUGAAUUCAGAUUCUCCCGCAAAUCUCGUCGUAAACUAGGUUCCUUCCUCUCCUACCUAUUUGGAUUGGAUGCUCUCGACAUACCCUACCUACAUACAGACGAGCCUCAUGUUUUCCUUCUUCUUGUUCCUCUUCUUCUUCUCUAUUGCUUCUCUUUUCUCUUCUGUUUAAACAAUAAUAUACACACACUACGUCUCUUCUGUCUCCUGCUCCACUUUCUUCUAGGUUUUUUUUUUGUUCCCGUGCUUGUUUAUUUGUCUAAGAUAAGAUUGGUUCAGAGGCAGCAAUGGCGCUGCUGCUGAUUGAGGCUUUCCUGGAGAUUUUUGCAAGGCCGCCUACCAUCUCGGCGAUGGCGAUAGGGAUUGUACAGCUUUUAGGACCUCUUUCGAUUGCUUUUAUUUUGGGGAUGGUGGUGGGGUGGGUUUGGAAACCUAGGUGGGCGGGGGCGGCUACCUUUCGGAAUUGCAAAUUUGAUUUUUCGCCACCACCUUCACCUUCUACCUCGGCUCAUCAUCAUCUUCCUCAACAACAACAACAAGGCCGCCUUCCUCCCACCGAUUCUUCUCGUCACAUGGUUAAUGACGGUCCUUUUUGCAGUUCUUCAGAAGUUGAGAAAGAAAACAGUGAGCUUGUUACAUAUAAGGAUUUGGACCAUUUGUUCUAUCUAGUCGGAAGGAAAGAUGGAGGACCCCCUUGGAAGCAUAUGAUGGAUCGAUCAACCGAAGAUAUGAGCUACCAAGCAUGGCAAAGAGACCCGGAGAGAGGCCCUCCCCAGUAUCGUAGCAGGACUGUGUAUGAAGAUGCAACUCCUGAGUUAUUAAGGGACUUCUUCUGGGAUGAUGAGUUCCGUUUGAAGUGGGACAAUAUGCUCAUGCACGCUUCAGUUUUAGAAGAGUGCUCUACCACGGGAACUAUGGUCGUUCAUUGGAUACGCAAGUUUCCAUUUUUCUGCAGUGACAGAGAAUACAUAAUAGGCCGCCGGAUAUGGCAAUCUGGAUGCUCAUAUUACUGUGUGACUAAGGGAGUUCCCAAUGAAUCAACACCAAGGAAAGAAAAGCCGCGCCGAGUUGAUCUUUACUACUCAAGUUGGUUCAUUCAACCAGUGGAAUCAAGGAGAGGGAACGGACAAUUAUCUGCAUGUGAAGUGGUACUGUUCCAUCACGAGGACAUGGGAAUCCCGUGGGAAAUCGCAAAGUUCGGCGUACGCCAGGGCAUGUGGGGAGCUGUGAAGAACAUUGCACGGGGAUUCCGAGUUUAUCAAAAACACAGGGCGACUAAAGCGUCGCUCUCCCAUCAUGCCCUCAUGGCUGAGAUCAAUACAAAGAUUAGUCCCGACUACUUGAAGAUCCUGGAAGGCGGCGGCGGGGGGACGGAUGAGGAGGAGGGUACAUCAGAUGAACCACAACAGCAGUUGCAGAUGGUUGAACCAGUGGGUGUGGGUGUGGGUGUGGGUGUGGGUAGGGGGGGUGAGGGGAAGAUUAUUCCGAGGUUUUGGGUCAUUGCUGGGGUAGCUGUGGCUAUUGCUUGUAGUCUGGACAGAGGAUUCUUGACUAAGUCACUCAUAUUUGGUGUUGCCAGACAGUUUGGUAACAUAGGAAGAAGAGUUCGAGUUUCUGCCACUCCUAAUUAAUGACUCAGAGUCUAUCUGCUGCUACCAGUCUUUAUUUAUUUAUUUACCAUUUUUGGAGAGGAAGGAAAGAACCCCAUUUGUUUCCAUCAUGUACCAAUGUUGACAUUAAGAGAAUAAUAACAAUAAUAAUAAUCAUGAAGAUCAAUUAA
Molecule: messenger RNA, 2021 nt
Organism: Andrographis paniculata
Lineage: Eukaryota; Viridiplantae; Streptophyta; Magnoliopsida; Lamiales; Acanthaceae
Exons: 6
Coding region: 529-1872 (447 amino acids)
Molecular function (GO): lipid binding
Source: RefSeq, a predicted model, not a curated record